AUGCGUCCUCCUGAAGCCGCUCGAGUUGACUAUGCAAUCGUCCUAGAGCCAACAUCCCGUUUACAGGCCGCGCUGCCCUUCCUCGAGCCACUUCCAGGGACUGACGACCCAAGCUGGGCACCGACGUUACAAGCAGAUGUGAUCCAUUGCCCGUUUGCAUCAGUAAUUGAAACGAAAAAGAGCGGAGGUGAUCCUCAGAAGGCUGAGUAUCAGCUCGGUAUUUGGGCCUUUGCUAUCUUCAAGCGUUUGCGGUUACUGUUGGAGGCAAAUGGGCAAGCACAGCAGCCUCUGCCGUGUCUGCCUCUUUUCAUGGCGGAAGGCGAAACAUGGGACUUCUAUAUUGCGUCUCAAGGUGCUGACUCGAGGACGGUCGUGUGGACUUUCGACGAGAUCGGGAACGCUCUGUAUCGAAAGGGAGUCUACCAAAUUGUCGCUAUUAAGCAAUUUGUCUGCCACUGGGCGCAUACUGAGUUUCGUGGAUGGUUUGAGAAGCACUGCUUGCCACAAGUCGAUCAAGAACAACCGUAA
Zasmidium cellare ATCC 36951 is the source of this 528-nucleotide messenger RNA. RefSeq lists its product as uncharacterized. The transcript is spliced from 2 exons. Lineage: Eukaryota; Fungi; Ascomycota; Dothideomycetes; Mycosphaerellales; Mycosphaerellaceae. The record is from RefSeq and is a predicted model, not a curated record. The coding region runs from base 1 to 528 and encodes 175 amino acids.